UGUAAAGCCCGAUAAAUCUCUAAGUGCGCGCAGGAUGGAAUCACAGCUGUCAGAUCGUCUUACACAGAUCAGCCAGCAUGACAACUGGAACAGCUGUAGUGUUUGUGUCUGUGUCUGUGUGUUUAUCGGGAUCCAGAAAAAACAAGGAUUAAACAAUUAUGAUUUCUAACAUACAAAAGAUAUUAUAUCCGACCCCACGAGACCGGCACGACCCGGGGAGAAAAAGGUCUGUGUGCUUCUGUCAGAGCUGGUUGGAUAUACCAGAGUGUAAUUUUGUGCACUUUCUCUGUUUCCUCCACCCACAAUAGUGUUUGCGGGACAGAGGAGCGAGGAUGGGGACUUGUUAUAAGGAUGAGGAGCACGGAGGGGACACGUAACUGCUCCUCAAUCCACAAUGAACAACCCGGGCUCCCCUGCAGACUGCGUCUUCCAGCAAUCCAGACCCUGCUGCCUGUGUUCGUCUCCCGACCUGCCAUAUGUUUUCUGUUCUGUUUAUCCUUUUUGUGCUGGGGCUCUUUUGGAUAUGCUGCUGGAAAUAAAUUUAUGAUCAUGAACUUGAAUCGUACCUGUCUCUUUAUUUUAUCCACACACAAUAUUACAAAGCUAUUUAGUGGUCAAGCAUAUUGUUUUUUUGUUAUGAUACUGCCAUAUUCCUAUCACAUUUUAAGUAAAUACAUGUUAAUUUCGACUAUGGAUAUGGAGAUAUUUAUACUAAUUGAAUGAUCCGACCUAAAUAAAGGUCGUAUAAAAGCUGUAGAGGGGCUGCGCUGAGCAUCUUUGAUUCAUCGUCCAAACAUCGUCUGGAGGGCAUUUUUUACCAAAUGCCGAUGUCUCGGCGACGUCUUCCCAAUGAGCAAAUGCUCUCCAUAAUACGUCUUGCCGGUGCAACUUUACUCAUCGUGCCGACGUCGGCGAGACGUAUGCGUGCUGUCUGGGUUCAGCUGCUAAACAUUUACUUCACGUUUUAACCCACAUUAGUUUCAUUUAAGCACUCAUAGCUCUUCCCUUUUUUCAGCAACUUUCUUGCUAAUCUUAGCUGUUGUUUACACGCUAUUAGCCUUGUUAGCUACGUUAGCUUAACAAUUGCUAUGGCUUCUUCUGCUCUCUCUUGCUCGGUGUGCCAGAUGUUUAGCUAUUCCUCUGCCUCUUUAGCGACAGUAGUACACCGUACAUGUAACAAAUCUCGAAAAAAUUAACCAAAUUGCGCAUACCAUCCGGUUUGGAUUUUGAAGUUUGCGCAUGCGCAAGAACAUACCGGAUUUUGGGGUGCAGGUCAGUUACUCACUCUGGAGUCUGGACACCCUGCAGGUGCAUGUUGCUCUCAUUACAAGCUGAAUUCCGAAUUGUUUGGGUAAGUCUUUAAUAAUCAUUGGUAUGUCGUAGUUUAACUUUCACCGUGUAAGCCCUAUUUACUUUAUUCAAAUGAUUAUAUACUCAAGUAGUUACAGCUAUGGGCCUCUUUAAUUCGGGUGGUUAAGCUAGCCAUGUGAGGAUGUGUUAGCUUGUUAAUGCUCCUGAUAUUAGAUUGUCCAUGUGGCUAAACAUGAAUCAACUCGGCUCCGGGCGGGGUAUCAGAAAUGGUUUAUCACAUCUGAUUUUCAACCAAGCUUCGGACCUUUAUAUUCUUUAGUUUAUGUGGCAAUGUAAAGACUGUGGUGCUGAAGUGUCUAGACGCUCAGAACUUCUUAAACAUUACAGAGAAAGACAUAGUCAUUUUGGGCAUGGCCAUCAUAUUAAGUGUAUACAUCCAGAUUGUCCAUGCAUCUUUAAGACUUGGAAUUCACUUUUGACACACCUGUCAAGGAGUCAUAGCAAUGCCUUAAAGCACUCUGACAAAUUUAUAUUUUCCUGCCAACUGUGUGGCUUUAGUGAACUUGGAACUGAGCGUGAUUAUUUUGUACAUGUAAACCAUCAUCUAAAAAACAAUGAGACAGUCAAUUGUAUGUUUAAAGGCUGUGAAUACAAAACCAACGUAUAUAGUACAUUCAAGUCUCACAAAAGUCGGAAGCACAGCUUGCAUUCAUUUGUAGAUUUUAAGGAUGGUGUAGUCCAUGGACUUUCUGUGACUGAAACUGCAGAGCCUGGUGGUUCAGACAAUGAGGAAUGCUGUGACAACAGCCAAUCUGAUGUUGAUUUGAAUACAACAAAGGAUCAGACAGAUAUAAUUGAACAAAAACUUGCAGCAUUAUUAUUAAAACUAGAAAAUAUUUUUCAUGUGCCAAGUGCUGCAAUUGAUGAAUUGCUGGAAGAACUUCAGUACUUGUUGAGCACAGCAUCUCUGUGUAGUACAACAGAUGUGAUACAAGACACGCUCAGUAGUUACAGCCUGCAAGUUGAUCAAACUUUCAUUAAAGAACUUGCAUCCACUCUCUGUGUAUCUAAUCCCAUAUGCAAGUCAAUUGGUAAAGGUUGUCCCUUGGCAACAUCGUUUAAGCGCAAAAAAUACUACAAGGACAAUUUCAAAGUUGUAGAGCCCAUAGAAUAUAUAUUGGAUGAAAAAGGCAAAAGAACACUGCAAUAUGUUCCAGUAUUAAAAGUUCUGCACCAGCUUUUCGCAGACUGUCACAUUCUUAAUAAAGUAUUAGACAGUAGUCUCACAUCAGAGGAAAAAGGAACAGAAGUGAUAUACAGGUCUUACCAAGAUGGUUUGUUCUUUAAAGAAAACAGCUUUUUAUCAGGAGGCCAAUUGAGAGUGUUACUUAAUUUGAUGAUUUUGAGAUUUGUAAUCCGCUCGGCACAUCUUGCAAAAAACAUAAAAUCUGUGCUGUUUAUUGGACUCUCAGCAAUUUACCGCCUGGUUCCCAUUCCUCAUUGUCUUCCAUUCAUUUGGCUUUACUGUGCAGGUCUGAAGACGUCAGGAGUUACGGUUAUGAAAAGGUCCUAGAGCCCUUGUUGAGGGAUCUUGUAACUUUAGAAAGUCAUGGUAUUUUUAUUGCACAGCUAGCUGAUCUUGUUAAGGGCACAAUACAGUGUGUUAUAGCAGAUAACUUGGGAGCGAAUGGAAUUGCUGGAUUGACAGAGAAUUUUGUAGGUGAAUACAUUUGCCGUUUUUGUUUGGCCCAGAAGUCUGAAAUUCAGCAGAAAGAAGUGAGUUCAGAUGCGUUUACUCUCAGAAGCAAAGAGACACAUGAAACGCAUGUUAGUUCAGCACAGGGCAAUGUGAAACCAUGUUAUGGUGUUAAAAGGCCGUGUGUUCUCUCUGCACAUCUUUCUCAUUUCAACGUUUGCACUGGCUACCCACCAGAUGUUGCACAUGACAUCUUUGAAGGCAUAGUACCAGUUGAGUUGGCACGUUGUCUGAAUCAUUUAAUGUCCAAAAAAUAUUUCACACUGGACAGUCUCAAUGAGUCCAUUUUGAAAUUUCCUUACAAAUGGACAGACAAGAGUAAUCGUCCACAUUCUAUUCCAAAGGCCUUCAUGCAGAACAAUACUAUUGGAGGGAACGCUCAUGAAAAUUGGAGUCUCUUGCAUUUUCUCCCAUUUUUGGUUGGACAGUUAGUGCCCUCAAAUGAGCCAGCCUGGCAGGUCAUUUUGGACCUGAGGGAUAUUGUGGAUUUAGUUGUUGCACCAGUACAUACUGCGCAAUUACUUGCUUUCCUUGAGGAAAGAAUCUGUGAUCACAGAUGCAGGCUACAAGAGGUGUUUCCAGGUAUAAAACUUUUACCAAAACAUCAUUUCGUCGAACAGUAUCCACAGAUGAUUCGAUUUUUUGGUCCGCUCGUUUGUCUGUGGACAAUGAGAUUUGAAGCAAAGCAUAGUUUUUUUAAACAGGUCAUUCGUCACACAUGCUGCUUCAAAAACAUACUCUUAUCCCUGGCGGUGAAACAUCAGUUCAUGAUGGCAUAUUACUUGGAGUCAAACACAACCAAAAAAUGCAGCUUGACUGUCUCAGCUGUCUCAACUGUCUCUGUUGACAUGUUGCAUCAGGACGUACAGAAAGUUUUGAAACUAAAAUACCCUGAUAUUGCACACAUUCAGCUCACUAAGACUGCAUCUGUCAAUGGAGUGACAUACAAAGAGGGCAUGGUUGUUGUUUGUGACUCUACCGGUGGCUUGCCAGACUUUGCAGAAGUUGUCCAGAUGGUUGUUUUGGAGGGAAACUUGAGUUUCAUUGUCAAAGAGUUUGGUGCUUGGUAUAUGGAGCAUUUUAGGGCAUUUGAGUUGUGUCCAACUUCUCAAGUCUCCCUCAUUCAACUUGGUGCCCUUGUGAACCAGUACCCCUUGGCAGAUUACAGGAUUGGAGGCAGCCGAAUGGUGACACUUACAAGAUUCAUACAUAUACAAGAUUGAAGAAUGGCAGAGCCCAUGAAGCUGAGAGUCAUCGUAGAAGAGGAUGACUACAGAAGAAUUGAUCUCCGCUCGGGAAAGCCAGAGACUUUAAUGGACUUGCACAAAACAAUUUGUGAUGCAUUUGGAAGCUUGUGUACAUGCAAAAUUGUUUGGAUAUGAAUCCCAUUUCAAGGCCGAACUCUCCAAGCACUGCUGGAUCAUCUGCAAGCCCAUCAAGCAUUCACACACCUCAGAGUGUGUCCUCAUUGUCUUCAUCUGACUCCGACACCACCAUUCUUUCCCAUUCAGACAGUGAGCUGAGAACGUGUGCAUGGCCCCGUGACUUCACCAUUCCUCACUUCCCAUACGAUGUGGAGGUUCAGCUUCAGCGGGAAAAUGAGAUAUUCAGAGAAAUUGGCACAAGUCUGAAGAUUCCACAAGGGUUGAAGCCCGACAUCCUAGACAAACUGGCUGAAGAAAUUUUCCAGUAUACAGCAUAUCCACAAAAUCACCAGAUAGAUGAUGUAGCAGGGGCGCUCAUCCAAAAAUUUCCCUGUUUGCGAGAUCUGUCUGCCACUGGAUACUACAGCUGGAUGAUUAGCCUGAAAUACAAAGUGGCUAAUUACUGGACAAAGAUGUGGAACAUUGGAUGUCCUGAAGUGACUGUUAAUGCAUUGAAAAAUAAAUCAAGAGAUGAAUGCUUCCCAGCCAAAAAUGUAAAGAAAGCUAAAAAGGCAGAGGUCAACUAUUGUCCUUCACACCCCACCGGCGAAACAGAUGACAGUCUGGAAAACUUGCGAGUUGAACUUUUGACUGAUGUCAGACAAAGAAGCAGGGCAUCACAUGUAAGAGAGAAGAUGUCUAAAACUUUCUCCUACCAAAGAAAAGAAGUGGUGCAUGGAAGUCCAGGUGCUGGAGAGAUGAAAGUGAGGUGGCCUGCACUUUUCCAUAUUAAUGAGAUAAAUGCUGAAUUUCAGCGAAUUACAACACAUCCACUCGAGACGACCUUCAUGGCACGGUUGGACAGUCUUCAGCCUCAGCUGACAUCAGUUUUCCAGAAAAAGGGAGGUGUCACUGACCAGAAACUAGCCAAACAUCUGCAGAUCUUACAAGAGGCUACAAGUGAUGCUCAUUCAAAAAGGGCAGCAGUCCUUAGAGCACUUUGCCUCUACCUUGGUGAGGAUGAUGGACAUCUGAUCCAUGAGUAUAUGGACAUCGAAGGAAAUGCCAUCCCGACAGACAUGCAGAAGUGGGCCAUGGGCAUUUACGUCAUUGGCAAGGAAAAUGGAGAUCCUGGACAUCAUGAUGACAUCGGAAUUUCUGUUGAUGGAGCCAUCAUCCUGGACAACAUUGGAUCUGCAGCCCAGGCUUGCGCAGUGAUGCUUGGAGUGAUCUACACAUUGAACCUGGCCUACCCCAAGGAACUGAGACACUAUUACGAAUUCAUUCAAAAAGUACUCAUGGGAAUGGAUGGGGAAGAGCUUUCCCCCAAAGUCCUUGGACUAAAGAACAAAAUCGGUGUUGGACUGUAGAAAUUCUUCGGCCACAGUUUUGUUUGGUGUUUUUGUGAAUUGUGGAAUGAAUGGUUAAUGUGAUCUCAAAAGCAGCAUCACUAAGAGUUCCACACAGAUGAGAAAUGCUUUUGUAGAGAACAGAAGUAUUCACGCAGCCAGUGGUGAGGACAACAAACAAACUAAUUUACUGGUAGUUAUAUGUGUUAGGGCAGUAAUGAAGGAUCGCCUCUUGUCUGUUUCAGGCCAACAUCCAAGAGAGUGACAGGAUAUGCACUUAAAUGAAUCUUAUACUCAACAAAGCCACUUGUUUAAUUAUCAGUUCAAUUGCCUCAGUGAAACAUUGCCUUUCGAUAAUAUUGUCAUUUCAGAGUCAGGCAACCUGUGUUUUGUUUUCCUGAUGUGGCCCACUGUGUAUGGUUUGGGUUUUGAAUGUUGCUGAAAGUUUUGUUUUUCUCUGGGUAUUGUUCUCAAUUGGAGGCAUAGGUAUAUUUUUGCAAAAAAGCUGUAAAGUAAGCUCUAUAAAGGGUAACUACCACUUUACAUGUAAAAGGGAUAGAACUAUUCUGCUGCCUAGUCUCUGAUCAGGACACUACACAAAAGUGUCAGAGUUUAUAUUGUUCAUUCCAUCCUUAUGGUUAUGGUUAUGGUUGACAGUAUCUGAUUAGCGGGUUUCUGCUUCCUUGUGUUUGAUCUCUUUAGUAGAGGCUUUUAAAAUGUAAGGGUUAAAAGCUAAAACAAGUAUUGUUGUUUAUGCACUUUGCAUUUCACAGGUUCUUGUCUUAUAAGAAGUAUUGUACAUGUUGAGGGCAAGCGUUGCCUUCUGUCUUGUCGCAUAUCAGGAGACUUCCCUUAACAUGUGUCAGUUGUAUUUUACAGUUUUUCAUGUUAGAAAAAUAUUCUUGGGUCAUUAGACUGCUCUGAUGUGAGAUGUUAAAUAUUUGUACCAUAUUAAAGUUGGUUGUCUAAACACAUUUUGUGGUUCUGUGUGAUGUAUGAUAGCUAAAAAUUU
This is a messenger RNA of Epinephelus fuscoguttatus (brown-marbled grouper), 6792 nucleotides long. RefSeq lists its product as uncharacterized. The record is from RefSeq and is a predicted model, not a curated record. The transcript has 8 exons. NCBI's taxonomy places the organism in Eukaryota, Metazoa, Chordata, Actinopteri, Perciformes, Serranidae. The coding region runs from base 4428 to 5801 and encodes 457 amino acids.